Molecule: messenger RNA, 696 nt
Organism: Cajanus cajan (pigeon pea)
Lineage: Eukaryota; Viridiplantae; Streptophyta; Magnoliopsida; Fabales; Fabaceae
Source: RefSeq, a predicted model, not a curated record
GAGACUGAGCCCAAUCUAUAUGAAGUCAGCGCAGAAGGUCGAGAGCAAUAGCAGAAAACAAGCUAUGGCGGAAGAAGCGAAAGUUGCACAAACUUCCGAUCCUCCGUUACCGUUUGAUCCUAGUCGGAUGGUUGGUAUCAUCAAAAGGAAGGCGUUGAUCAAAGACUUGGCUGCGGUGUACCAUGCUGAAUGCCUUGCAUACUGUCAAGAGCUUUUGGAACUUCAAACAAAAUGGGAAGAGCCAUUUAUCGACAUAAAAACUCCAGAGGAAUCAAAAAAGGAGACAGCACGACCCUCUAAACGAAUGAAAAAGUUGCGUUAGGCUUUCCGGCGGUUGCCCCAUAAGGCCAUAACUCAUUCUAGACCGCAUAUAUGCACCAUCAGAGGAUACCUUUUCUUUGCUGUUGGUGUACCCGUUUCUAUCAGAGCAUACAUUUAAUCUAUUAUUGGUGUACUUUUCAAACGCUACUGGGACGUCAUGUUUGAGGUUUCAUCCAUCAGCAUGCUGCAUGCAGCCAUGGGGCAUUUCCCAUUGCUCGAUAUAAUAGAUAAAUGUGAUAAGGUCUUUGUUGGGAAUGUUGUAUAGAAUAUUUUCAGUCCUGCGUCCAGGUGUUGGGUACAGCCUAUUGUCAAUAUUUUAGCAUUGAAUUCUUAUUUUUCCUUUUUCAAAUUAAAUGACUCAACAGACGGCUUACA